AUGCAUCUGUUAGCAUAUAAAAUUCUGGUCGAGAAGAAGGAUUUUGCCGAGUCCAUGAGGGAUUUCGUCAAAGAGUACGGUAGCGUGCACACCUUCUGGUUCGGACCCGUUGCUACCGUACAGAUUUGUGACUAUCCAAGUGCAGCCGAAGCAAUGAUCAAGAACGGAGCUGCAACUGCGGUCGAGGACUCAUGGCCUCAACGGACUUCGUUUUGGACAGAGCAACGGCGAUUUUCUCUGCAUACGCUCCGUAAUUUUGGGCUCGGAAGGAAUAUAAUAGAGGAACGAAUCAUGUACGAAUUGGAUUGGACUUGUGAAGGAUCUAGAAAGAAAGAUGGUAGAUGGGAGAGUGUCCCUCGAUCCGAAUCAAACAUUCGAUCUUCUUGUUGGGAACAUCAUCAACAGGAUUUUCAGGAUGAGGAGAAGUUUUUUGCUCUGAAGUCGAAGCUGGACAACGUUUUCGACGAUUUCAAAGCGUUCGAUAUCUUCAUCAAUCGGUGGACGGUUUCUUUUCCACCUCUGCGCCGUAGAGCGGAGACGCUGCUGAAGCCACAAAAUGAUCUCAUGGAUUUUCUAGCGAAUCAAGUAGAGAAAAGGAAAAGCGAUAUUGCUCAAGGGCUUCACUCUCUGGAAGGAGAAGGAAAUGACUUCGUUGACGCCUUCCUCAUACAGAUGGAGAAGAAUAAGAAACUCGGUGUGGCCUCCAGUUUCGACGAUGAAUCCUUGACGCAUACACUGCUUGAUUUAUGGGCAGCUGGUCAAGAAACCACAGCUACAACACUGAAAUGGGCCUUCGCUUAUCUUCUGAUGUACCCUGAGGUGAAAUCCAAAGUGGAGCAGGAGCUUCGAAAUGUUACCAAGUCCAACCGGCCUCUUUCCCUUGCGGAUCGGACAGAGACUCCUUAUUUCAAUGCGGUAUUGACCGAAAUCCAUCGAUGUGCAGCGAUUUUCCCUAUGAAUCUUUCACGGAGAGUGAAUGGCGACAUAUCUGUUGGAAAGUACACAAUACCCAAUGGAACGUCCAUCAAUGUUCAGCUGUCACUUAUUAUGUCUGACCCUAAAUAUUUCUCAGAUUUCUACAAGGGCAGAAAGUUGGAAGAACAAGUGAUUCCCUUUGGAAUAGGAAAGCGAAAUUGUCUUGGUGAAUCAUUAGCACGAGCGGAGUUGUACCUCGUGAGUUCACUCUCUAUCUUGGGCGGGGUCAGUCUUAUUAACUACUGA
Messenger RNA from Cooperia oncophora, 1221 nucleotides. The record is from the annotation of a GenBank genome assembly. NCBI's taxonomy places the organism in Eukaryota, Metazoa, Nematoda, Chromadorea, Rhabditida, Trichostrongylidae.